AUGGCUUUCUACACUACCAUGUCUCAGGUCCUUUUUCUCCUGAUCUGGUGUUCUAUUCUGAUAUGUCUCUCUUCAGGAUUCCCUACCAGUGAAUCAUCAGUUUCCCUUUCAAAGGCUGAACAAGACUUUGAAAUGUUCCAGCAAUGGAUGGCGGAGCAUGGAAGAGUCUACCCAAACUCUGAAGAGAGCAACACUAGAUUCCAAAUAUUCCAAAGGAAUCUCAAGUAUAUUACUGAAACGAAUGCUAAGAGAUCCAAGUCACCAUCUGGGUAUCGAAGUUGUUGGGCAUUUGGAGCCAGUGGGGCCUUGGAAUCGGUUUAUGCAAUAACCACCGGCAAACUUGUUAGCCUUUCUGAGCAAGAACUCGUAGACUGCGACACCUUGACCCAAGGUUGUGCAGGUGGAUGGCCCCAUAAUGCCUUUGAAUGGGUCAUCCAAAAUGGCGGGAUUAGUAAAGAAGAAGAUUAUCCUUAUGUUUUUCAGCAGGGUCCUUGCAAAGCCAACAUGCAUGAUGGAGACAAAGUGGCUAAAAUUAGUAGCCACAGCCAGAUACCAGAAUCGGAUGAUGCUCUCUUGUGUGCCGCUUCUAAGCAGCCUGGAAUUUAUGGCGGUGAGAAUUGCCCCGAGGAUUCAACCGGUGUGACUCAUGUCGUUUUGAUUGUUGGAUGUGACUCAAAAGAUGGCACAGAUUAUUGA
Molecule: messenger RNA, 696 nt
Organism: Neltuma alba
Lineage: Eukaryota; Viridiplantae; Streptophyta; Magnoliopsida; Fabales; Fabaceae
Product: P34 probable thiol protease-like
Exons: 4
Coding region: 1-696 (231 amino acids)
Biological process (GO): proteolysis
Molecular function (GO): cysteine-type peptidase activity
Source: RefSeq, a predicted model, not a curated record